Molecule: messenger RNA, 1750 nt
Organism: Corylus avellana
Lineage: Eukaryota; Viridiplantae; Streptophyta; Magnoliopsida; Fagales; Betulaceae
Product: RNase H family protein
Molecular function (GO): nucleic acid binding; RNA-DNA hybrid ribonuclease activity
Source: RefSeq, a predicted model, not a curated record
AACCCGCCAAAACCCACCCAAAACCCAUAACACCUCUGUCUCCGUCUGUCUGUCUGUCCCUCUUUCCGGUGUCGGCAUUAAGCGCUGCGUGAGCUUCAUCACUUCCACGCAGCUUGAUCACAGUGAUCAAUUGAAAUCAGGAAAACCUGGGAAGCUUACUCUCUGAUGAACUGCUUGUGGCAAGUGUCUUCAUAUACUGCGGCAAUAGUUAGAAGGACCAGUCAUUUUGUUGCGAGGAGUUCUUUGUAUGGAUGUGCUAAUUCCUCAUGGAAAAUAAACUUUGAGUACACUGGUCUUAGGGCAAUCUAUUUAGAACCUGUGCGGACAAGGUUUCAUGUUCGGUGCUAUUCGUCUCGAAGGGGUAGCAAAAGCAAGUCUCCUUUACGGAAGUUAGAUUCCGAGCCGGUGAUGGAACAAGAGAAGGAUGCGUUCUUUGUUGUGCGGAAAGGGGAUAUUGUCGGUGUUUAUAAGAGUCUGAAUGAUUGUCAGGCUCAAGUUGGAUCUUCAAUAUGUGAUCCUCCGGUUAGUGUGUACAAAGGAUAUUCUUUGCCUAAGGACACUGAGGAAUAUCUUAUCGCUCGUGGGUUUAAGAAUGCUGUCUACACUAUUAAUGCUGCAGACUUGAAAGAAGAUCUUUUCGGCACUCUUAUGCCUUGCCCUUUUCAAGAUCCAGCUUCUUGUAGACGUGAAACAUCUAGCAAGGAUGCUUCUAAAAAAAGAUCACAGGAAGUGCGUGAAUCAGAAAUUGCGGAAGUAGUUGGUUCUGCAUCCAUUUCAACUGAUCCCUUGAGAAAGCUUGUCAAGCUAGACCAUUCUGCUAUGGUUGAAGCUCCGUCCGCUGUUUGUCAAUCCUGUAUUCUUGAGUUUGAUGGCGCAUCAAAAGGAAAUCCUGGACAAGCUGGUGCAGGAGCUGUGCUGCGAGCUGAUGAUGGAAGUUUGACCUGUAGAUUGCAGGAAGGUUUGGGCACAGCAACAAAUAAUGUUGCUGAAUAUCGAGCUUUGAUUUUAGGGUUGAGAUAUGCUCUUAAAAAGGGUUUUACUAGCAUCCGUGUCCAAGGAGACUCCAAGCUCAUCUGCAUGCAGGUUCAGGGUUUGUGGAAAGUAAAAAACCAGAACAUGGCUGACUUGUUUGAGGAGGCAAAAAAACUGAAGAAGAAAUUUCUGUCCUUCAAGAUAAAUCAUGUCUUAAGGGAACUAAACUCUGAGGCUGAUGCUCAAGCAAACUUGGCAGUCAGUCUUGCUGAUGGUCAAAUCGAAGAGUUGGAAAAGUUGUCCAAUUGAUGGUGACCUGAUUUUUUGACAAUUAAGCCCUCGAGAGUGUAGGAAAUCUGGAUUUAGAACUUACUGCCAUGAUGAGCCAUGCACAGAUGACUGGGUGUCAUAUCAAGAAGCAUUGGAUGAUAUUCUUUGAAAGUUUAGCCCUAGGCAGGAAUCAGGGGUGAAUCAAUUUGUUUUUGAUUUUUCACAUCAUAGAGAUACGAGUGAGCCUCAAUACAGUUGAAUUUAUCCAGCCAACUUGGGAUCUGAUAUACAAAGAAACGAGUGAAGAAAAUCUGUCAACUUACUUUGUAUUCUUACCUUCAUUAAUAAUCAUUAUCUUCUUCAUUUUCAGAAGCUCUCUUUGUCUCGCUUUUCAAUAAGCAAAAUCGAAAUGCAUAAAAUGGUGGGGCAUGUAAUAUACCGGGGAUCUUUAGAGGAUCCUAAGAGCUUGUGGCAAAUUGUAAACAUUACAGGACCACAUCACAAGCUA